Daphnia carinata is the source of this 5955-nucleotide messenger RNA. RefSeq lists its product as uncharacterized. Lineage: Eukaryota; Metazoa; Arthropoda; Branchiopoda; Diplostraca; Daphniidae. Gene Ontology annotation, molecular function: ATP binding; ABC-type protein transporter activity. The transcript has a single exon. Gene Ontology annotation, cellular component: membrane. The record is from RefSeq and is a predicted model, not a curated record. Gene Ontology annotation, biological process: protein import; protein targeting. The coding region runs from base 89 to 5824 and encodes 1911 amino acids.
AGAACACAAUAAUCGCAAUCUCAGUCCCAUCUUCUACUUGAAUAUUGUCAAAGAUAAUUUACCCGUCGACUGGAGAUGCGAUUUUUUUAUGCUUGAAAUUUACGACCAAUUUUCUUGGGAAGUUCCCGAUAUUAAUACCAUCGGCAAUAUACAACGGUUUUUAUAUCCAAUAGCCGAUGGAAUGCCAUCUCUGUUGCCUGUAUUACGAAAAUCGGUUGCCGCAUCCGACAGCUGUGCCGCAUUACAGCCACAGAAAUUGUUACGGCUCAUGAAAUUGAUAUCAAAUGAUUUCGAACAAGGUAGCGGAAUCACAAGUCAGCAGUUGCCGAAGCUUGAGCUACUGCCUUUUAGCGAUUGGUAUUACCAUUUGAGAAGCAAAAAGUGGGAAAAGGAAGUCAGUCGGCUGCCCAUCAACGAUUCGAGUACUCGAAAAGAGGAUAAACAACUCAGGAAUGAGGCCGUUUACAUGUUACUGAAACUCGAAUGCGAAAACAACGAAAAGUUUUGUGACGACUUAUUGAAAACGGCUCCGGACUUGAAGGCGGCCGUUUUUCUUUUGCACAAUGCUCUUUAUUCAGGGGCGAAUCCUAGUCAAGUAUAUGACGAAAGAAACAUUGACGAUAUCAUAAAAAAGAUGGAAAAAGAUGCGCCAACGAAUGACGAAUCAAUUAUGAAACAGGUAUAUCCGCGGAUGUUGACUAACGUGCAAGAAAGAGUGACGGAAUCUAAAUUAAUGUCAAACCAAAUGAAAGAAUUUGACAAACAAGAAUACAAGCAGCAGCAGAAAAAAAUAAAAAAUUUGAUCAAGCAAUGGCAGAAAUAUGGUUUAGAACUGAAGGACAAAAAGUCAACAGUGGAUUUUGUUUUUGUCUACGAUUACGCCGUACAAAGAACGUGUACGAAGAAAGGAGACAAACCAAAAUUCCGACUACGGGACACUCAGAGAGUGGCGAUCAUGACAUUGCUGACAUCCGAAAGAAAGUCCACGUUAACACAGGUGUCAACCGGUGAAGGCAAAUCGCUGAUCGUCACUGGUGUCGCAAUCGCAUUUGCCCUUUGCCGAAACGAAGAUAAAAAGAAUAAGAAAAUCGAUGUUAUUACAAGUAAUGAAGUGCUGGCUCGUCGUGAUUCUACGCUGUCGGUGGCUGAUGGUGGACUACGGGAUCUUUACGAAUAUUUCAACGUCAGUGUGGCAAACAAUUGCAGCCAAUGGGUGGACGAACGAACCCAAGCAUAUAAUGCAGCAGUCGUUUAUGGACAAUUGGCCAAUUUCCAGCGAGAUUACUUACUGGACCAAUUCUACGGUCAUAACAUCCGAGGUGACCGCACCAUGGACUUUGUCGUUAUUGAUGAAGUCGAUUGCAUGUUGCUCGAUCGCGGUAACAAUACGCUGUACCUAUCGCACGACAUCCCCGGCAUGGAGAUGCUCGAAUCUCUUUACGUUUUUAUUUGGGAAAAGAUACGCAGUUCUUCCAUCGGCUCGAAUAAUUUAACCGUAAGGGAAUUCGUUAAAUCAGCCGUUCUGUACGACCUUUACGGCGCUAUAACUAAAGACGAUUUAGAAUUGAUUCACGGUCCAUUGAAGGACCAGCCAUCGGAAAAGAAUGCGCUCUGGAAUCACUUGGUUGAAACGAAAGUAAUCGACCCACAAGGACGACUGUUGAUGGAAGAUAACUUCGAAACAAUCAAUUUCAAACCACAAAUGGAUCCCAAGAUUAUCUUUUACCUCCGUAACGUGGCGCAACGCGAGCGAAGUAUUCGAUUACCUGAACAUUUGAUGUCCUUUGUCGAUCGCCAUCUUGACAGUUGGCUGGACAAUGCCAUGCAGGCACUGGAACUCAAACGAGACGAGGACUACGUUGUCGAUCAAGACCGAACAGACAUCAGCCCAGAUCUCCAUCCUCAAGUAAUUAUUAUUGAUCAGGACACAGGAAUGGAUCAGAUCUCAUCACAAUGGGAUGGAGCGCUACAUCAAUUUAUUCAGCUAAACGAAGGCUGCAAAUUGACACCACAAAUUCUAAAAGCCAUUUUCAUUUCUAAUGCGACUUACGUCCAGGCUUAUAAAAAAGCAGCAGGCGUUUCGGGCACGCUGGGAUCUGAAACAGAACGACAGUUCAUGCUUGACAAAUACCAAAGCCUUCAGUUUGUCAUCCCAACAGCUUUCCAGAAACGUUUCUACUUGAAACCAACGCAAGUCUUUAAAUCUAAGGACCACUGGCUCCUUGCCAUCGUCAAUGAAACAAAACAUAUUAUCCUUCCUGAUGAUCAAACUAAAGCUCGUUCUCUCGUCAUCUUCUGUCAAUCCAUCAAAGAUGUGAACGUUAUUCGCAAUUACUUUAAAACUGCAUUAGGAUCAAAGCUCAAUGGUGACCACAUCCAUUGCUACACACGUGAUUAUGAAAAGUUUGCUUUCGAAGGGAAAUCACUUGAAGUCGGUCAUGUGAUCAUCGCCACUAACUUGGCGGGCAGAGGCACGAAUAUCCAAAUAAGCGAAAAGUUGAGAGAAAACGGAGGUCUUCAUAUUUGUCUCACUUUUUUGCCAAAAAAUGAACGGAUUGAGGAACAGGCGAUGGGACGCUCAGCUAGAAAUGGCGCACCUGGAAGUGGAAUCCUCCUCUUGUACGAAGAAUCGCCAACAGGAAAGAAAUGGGGCGCCGGAAAAUGGUUAAGUAUGAAGGAGGAGCGUCAGUGGAAAGAAAGCCAACGGAUUUCUCGUUUACAAGAAGAUUUCAGGACAAUGAAACAUGAAAAAAAAUUUUUUGACAAAUUAUUGAUUUAUUACACUGAACUGAAGCAAGAAUUGAAAACCCAAAAACGUGGAGAUCAGGAAAUUAAGACAAUCUGCGACAGUGUGCUGGAUAUAUGGGCUUUGUGGCUUGACAAAACAGAGGAUCAUUUGAAACUAACUUAUUCCUAUCAUACUGAGUUACUCCGCAACUUUUGUGCUGGACUUGGACUGCCAGAAAACAACACAAGAGACUGCAGUUGGAUGACGCCAGCUCGGUCUGUUGUCAUGGCAAAAAUUUUGGCUCUGCAGAAGCCGUCGCUGUCGGAGGCAGCUGAAAUUCUGAAACGAGUCAUUGAUUCAAAGGACAGUGAUCUUUAUCCUGCUGCUCAUUACUACUUUGCUUUCAUUUUGAUUCAAGAAGAUUUAAAAAAAAACAAAAUUAAAUUCAUUCAAAUUUUACAAAAAUGCGAAACUAUUUUGAGCAACGAUAUAGUCAUGCAUUUGUCCUUUUACCGUAAAAUCGCCCAUGCAACGCCUGAACCAGCCUCGUCAUUCUGCUUCGUCGACGCCUACAAACAACAAAAAGACAAUAUCAUCAAAAUCCUGGAAUAUUUCAUCGGUUCCGUCCGAGCUCUAUUGGGCAGUCAUCUCUGCUCAUCUUCUAAUCUCAAGGAAGCUGGGAAGGAAGAAAAAGAAGAAAAGAGCUUUAUUAAGAAAGCUGAAACAUUCCUACAGGAAAUCGAAUUAGAAUUUGUGCGUUUCCAAAAAAAAGGAAAAACAAAGUGUAAGCCUGAACAAAAACCAAAAAUUUGUCCCAAAAGAGCGGACAAACUAUUUGAGCUAUUGAUAGAAAAAAAGUGUAUCAGCUGUCGGUUCAACGACAUUGAUACAAUCCCUAAUGGGGAGGCUAUCAUUCAGCAAGUAGCCAAUGAACACGGAAUCCAGAAACUGAAGGAAAAUUUAAAGUCUGUUUUUGAGGGGAAUUUGACAGAGGAGCAGGUCGAGAAAAAACUGAAAAAAGAACAUCCGAUCCCGUGCACGAGAAAAGCGUUCUGGGAAGAGCUGAAGAAAGAAGGUGCACUUCAAGCGGUGAAAGGUGGAUUAUGUCCUCAAAUGAAAUGCGUCAUCGUUUUGGAAUCCGAAUACGACGACGAAUCAACUAAACUGAGCAGCAAAAAACUGAAUCGAGAAAAUCGGAUUAAAAUCGAAGACUUUCAGUUCGGAUUGGAUUCUUUCGAUGGCGAAAACAACUGUCUGAACGUGCUGUACAAUCCAAUUUACGACAACAUGGGCGACUUAUUGAAACAAAAGAAAAUCGUGUUCAAUAAAGAGUACGUUAUUAAACAACUUGGCGAUGAAUAUCGUUGCCAAAAGGAGAAAUUCGAAUUUAAUAAAAUUGCACAGCUUAACCUUAAAAAACUUGAAACCGUCAAUUUGAAACCUUCUUUCCCAAUGGGGAAGGAUGAUUUGACCCGGGCUAACAUAACUUCGAAUGAAGAACGUGAUUGCGUUUGGGAGGCCUUGAUUGAUCAGCAAACCAUCGAUUCGAAUGGCGAGUUAUUGUCCAACUACGAAAAAUUCAGCUAUCCCGAAUGUCCUGCUUAUGAGAAACCUGUCAUGCGUGUAAUUAGUAGAAUUUUCGUAGCUGAAAUAGUUAAACGUCAAUGGCUAAAGGCUGACAAAGAUCCCAGUUGUUUGAAAGCCAUCAGUUUAUUGCCGUUAAAACCCUAUCGAGAUUUGCUUGGUGAUUUAAUGGCUGCCCACGUCAUCUCUGGUGCUCGAGUGACAGAAGAUGCUAAGCUCAUCGUGGAGGGAACUAAAGAUAUUGAAGACGAAGACGAGCGUGAAUGUGUUCGGAAGUUUCUGAAAAGCCAUCAAGCUGUUUAUGCACCUAGGAUGAAAAAAUCUGACUUAUUUCUCGAUUUUAUCGAAAUGGAUAUUCUGAAGAUUCCAAACACUUAUAACAUUUCUAUGGAACUCUAUAUCUUCGAUCUUGUAGGAUUUAAUCACGUUAUUGACAUUACGGAUCGAGAGAGGUCCUGGGCGUCAUAUUUGGGGGCAACGUUCGCCGGUGUUGUUGGUGUAGCUUCGAUUGGUGUUGGGAUUUUUCUUAUUAACGGUAAAAUGCUGUCCUUUGGAUUAAGCAAGAAUUUAUUGUUAAUGGGAGGAGUAUCAGACAUUUUGUAUGCCAUAACGACCAUCAUGACGCACAGCAACUUCACCUGGUCAAAUUUCACUCGUCAAAGGCUAAGAAGUGUCAUGGGAAAAACGGAGCCAAACGAAAUGAUCAAAGCACUUUACAAAGUAUAUAAUUCGACUGAAAACGAAGAAUUUAGAAAGGCAAUCAAUUGGGCUGGCGGUCUAGUAAGAUGGAAACGGCAAAACAGAGGCCAAACAAACAAAGGACAUGAAACACUACCAGGAAGGAUCGUAGAACUGACUGGGUUGGUCAACCAUCAAACCGAGUUCUUCUUUCACAGCCAACUCCAUUACCUUUUACAAGACGUUGACAUCUUUGUACUAGGAAAAACCAAGAAAUGCGUCACCAAAAACUUGACUAAAAUUCAAAAGGCGCUGACCCAAUUCAACGUUCUGCAUGGAUUCGAAACAUCCCAUCAGUUUGUUAGAGAGAAAUUGAAAAAAUUGAUUUCUGAUUGGACUGCAGAAGGGCACAAAUGGGUCAAUAAAAUCGUCGACGAAAUCUCGCUGAAGCUUAACGAGAUUCAACGAAAGGAGGGAAUAUUGCUGACUCAAGAAUUGGCUGAUAAAGGAAUUCGCUUGAUGAAACCGAUUUUCAAUGAUUACGAGAUGCGAAUGAGAUUGAUAUGCGUCACUGUCACCUGCAUUAGUGAAUUUCUAUUGGGUCUGGAGAAUCCCGUCAGUCCUGAAGUCCCAAAGGCUAAAGACAUCGAUGUUGAGGAACUUAAUCAUUUUCAGAAAACAAUGGCGGCCGACAUUGACUCUGAACUGGGAAGACUAGUGGAAAAGAUUCUAGGCUUUUUGAGGCAACAAGUUCAUCAAAUUACCUCCGACCAAGUCUCGAAGCUAGCAAAUGUCAAUUCCGAAAUGUUCACCACUUUUGUGCAUUUUAUGUAACCGAAAGUGAAAACACUGUAAUUUUUUUAAUAUUGCCUUACGUACUUUGAGUGGAUGAAGAACAGUAAUAAUUUGUUUUCAAAUUUUUGGAUUCUCCAACAUUUUUAGCUUCUCAUUUGACUGAUUCGUGA